Pieris rapae (cabbage white) is the source of this 2171-nucleotide messenger RNA. RefSeq names its product conserved oligomeric Golgi complex subunit 7 (gene Cog7). Gene Ontology annotation, cellular component: COG complex. The transcript has 17 exons. Gene Ontology annotation, biological process: intracellular protein transport; Golgi organization; retrograde vesicle-mediated transport, Golgi to endoplasmic reticulum. NCBI's taxonomy places the organism in Eukaryota, Metazoa, Arthropoda, Insecta, Lepidoptera, Pieridae. The coding region runs from base 117 to 2117 and encodes 666 amino acids. The record is from RefSeq and is a predicted model, not a curated record.
AUAUAUAUAUAUAUACUUUAUUAUCUCAUCGAGAAGUUGUAGUAAAAUAAAAUAAUAUUAUAUUGAGCGUUAAUUAUGAAGUAAAAAGUAUUCUCAAACAAUUUUUAAAGUGCAAAAUGGACUUGAAAACUUUCGCUGAUAAUGAUUUUGACCCCAAGGACUGGAUCAAUCGGGCUUGGAGUAUUAGUGGGAAUCAAGAAAAGGAGAUAUUUGUAGCCAAUACAGUAACAAGACUUCAACUGUAUAUGAAACAACUUAGUAACUCAUUAGAUGAAACAACAACUCAAAUACUUACGACUGUACCUCGAAUCAUUCAAGAUGUUUCGUCAUUACAACUAGAUGGUGCGUUACUUCAACAGAAGUUAAGGAGCUUAGAACAACAGGUUCAGAGCGUGGAAGAAGAGACUGGGCAUUCUAUUGAGAGCUUACAGAAGAUAGAUUUAUUAAAGAGCCGAUUAGAGAAUGCCGCAUCAGCCCUCCGCGAGGCAGAUAAAUGGGCGGCAUUGGCUUCCUCACUCGAAGACACCUUGGAAGCAGGGAUACCAACACAACUGGACAAGCUGAAGGAGGUGGCUGAACUGGUGGUCGCUAUGACUGAUAGCUUAGAGGUACUUAGUGAUGCACCCGACUAUGAGAAGAAGCGUACACAGUUGGAAUUGUUAUACAAUAGGCUAGAGGCGGCCAUUAGUCCCGCGUUCAUUGAAGCACUCACUCAGAUGGAUGCAGAUCGCACGAGUGCAUAUGUGUCAAUAUUCCGCGGUAUGAAUCGCUCGGUAUCCGCGCAUCGUUGUUGGCGACGCGCUGCGGCCGCUAGACAUUCGUCCAAUUGGCGGCGUCUUGACACGCACACUCUGGCGGCACUUACUAGACAACUCACCAGUGAUGCUAAUAGGCAGGUUGAUUGGCUGACAACGGUACUAAAGUCGGAAACGCCUAUAGCGGAAUUGAUAAGACUUUAUACGGACCUGCUUUUAUCUUUGGAUCCGUCACCGACUAAGAUUGUGACGGCGAAUUUUAAAUUAUGCCAAUCUACUGAUGAAGGGAUGACGAUGUUGAUCGAUUUGAAAGCAGAUAUAAAUGAAUUUAUUGAUUGUAUUAUUAGACUCAUAGGUGUUGGUAAUAAAGAGAAAUUAUCAAAAGCUACACUAAGAGAAUUGGGCAAAAUUGUUUACGCCCCGUUGAAAGAAAUGAUGCCGAAUUAUCAACAGCUUCAGACCCAGAUAUUUCUCGCUUAUUUAGAUGAUCCGCGGUUAAAUGAGAAGGAUCUUCUAGAAAACUCUAGAGCGAUACAGUCGAUAGCAGAAGAGAGUGACAACUGGUUGAGUUCAGCUUAUAGCAGAGGGAAGAAGAUUGCAGGAGAUGCUAUAUAUAUCUAUUUUAGUUCGGCCUUGGAGACAUUUAUGACCGCAAUUCUCCGUUCAAUAAGCAGUCACAUGCGCCUUAUUGAGAGCACAUUCCUCUCAUCAGCAUCAAAAGGUCAUCAUGAAGGUGUCCUUAGCGUGACAUUCCCCGCGUCCUUGACCCUGGAGACAGCCGCUGGUCUUCUCAUUGAUGUGAUGGUGAAAUGGCAGACUGCACCAGAAGAAACCCCCGAUGAGAAUCCCCUAUUCGAUCUUCCUGUCCUGUUAGGCCAGGAGUCCCGGGAAAGUAGGGCUUCGCCCUCUCUGGCGGAGCUCCGCAGAGUACGCGAUCAGUUGAAGACCCUCGCUAGGACGAUAUUGAGGAAUCCAGUUGAUGUCCAAUUAGAUAAAAUUCCGAGCCUAUCAUUAUGGUACAAUAAUGAUGCGCUGUCAACUGAUCUUCCAGACUUCGCGCUAUCGCCACAGGAGUAUAUCACAGAGAUCGGUCAAUAUUUGAUGACGUUACCUCAGCACUUGGAAAUGCAUUUAUCGGAGAAACAGGCGCCGUGGCAAUUUUUAUCUGAGGUUUGUACGUAUACGUGCGAAGUGUACGCUGAGAAGAUACUGAAUAUACGCAACAUGGACCCGCUUGGUACCAAACGUUGUCUCACAGAUAUUGUGUAUUUAACAAGUGUGGUUGAAGAUUUAGGGACGAAUGUAACUCCCGCCCUCAAGAAUUUGGAGAAAUCUUUGCGCAGUGCCACUACCAGCCAUUAACUUGUAAUUUGUUAACUUAUUAUUAUAUAAAAUUAAUAAAUGCUUUUAAUAUAA